Erpetoichthys calabaricus (reedfish) is the source of this 3910-nucleotide messenger RNA. RefSeq lists its product as uncharacterized. The record is from RefSeq and is a predicted model, not a curated record. The coding region runs from base 471 to 3905 and encodes 1144 amino acids. Gene Ontology annotation, cellular component: myosin complex. The transcript has 26 exons. Lineage: Eukaryota; Metazoa; Chordata; Cladistia; Polypteriformes; Polypteridae.
CCCGACUGAGGAAGCUGAUGGUCUUCUUUUAGAGCCUGUGGGCAGUUCCGGUCAGUCGGCAGUGUAUCCUGGAAGCACCUUCAGCUCCGACGAUUGAGCUCCCUCUAGUGGUCCCCGACAGGGCUGCACACUUUGACUACAAUUCCAAAUUUUGGGCACACUGCCACCCGGAGCACAGGAGGAACAACAGCAGGCAGUCCAUCGAUGCCCCUCCAUCACGUCAGCGUGCUGCCAACCGCCCCAGCUGGGUCACCAGUUCAUCCAUGGCUUCCUCCCCACAUUUCAGCCCACAAAGGAUAACAACUCCUAGGCAGGUUUUGUCAAAAUGAAGAAAGCAUUUGCUGUGAGCGUGGGCGAGACAAGGCAGCGAGGAACCCUCAGGACCCUGUGACACACAGCCCGGGUUCAAGAAGAUCAGCAAGAAACGCGAAUCUCAGGUUAGACCUCUGCCGCACUGCUUCGAAACCGACAUGAGAGACAAAGAAGAGUCGCGGAAAGCCAUGCAGCACAACGAGCAGCUCGGACAGAUAGCCGCGGAGCUCGAGGAGAACAACGCCGGGCUCGAGCAGCACCGAAAGCAAGUGAGCGUUCGGUUACGAGCGGAGCAGGAAGGCCCCCUGGAGACGGAGCAGCGCUGCAAACAGCUGGCGAAGGUGAACCGGGACCUGGAGUCGCAGGUGGCAGACCUUAGCAGUCGCCUGCUGGAGGAGGAGAGCUGCACGGCCGAGCUGGCGGCUCACAAAAGACGGCUGGAGAAGGAGUGCUGCAGCCUGGAGAAUGACGUCGAGGAGCUGGAGGCGACCCUGACUGCAGUGGAGAAAGAGAAGCAGUGCUCCGAAGUCAACGUGCGGAAGCUGUCGGAGGAGCUGUCUCGACGGGACCAGGCCUUCACCGUGCUGCAGCAAGAAAAGGAGCACCUGGAGGACCUGAAUCUGGUGGAAGCUGACGAGACUGAGCCUGGCGUCCAGCAUGCGCUUGAGGACCUGCAAGCAGAAGAAGAAAAAGUGAACUCGCUAACCAAGGAGAAGGCGAAACUCCAGCUGGAAAUCGAGGAGUUGGAUUACCUGUUGCAGCAGGAGAAAAGACAGCGGUCAGAGCUGGACAAAGCCAAGAAGAAGCUGGAAGGGGACACCAAGAUGACUAUUGAAAAUCUGACCGAAAUGGAGAAAGUGAAGAUGGACCUGGAGGACGUCAUCAAGAAGAAGGACUUGGAGAUGACCGCCAUCAAUGACAAGCUGGAGGAAGAGGAGUCACAAAACCUGAAUGUCCAGAAGAAAAACAAGGAGCUCCAGGUGCGGAUUGAAGAGCUGGAGGAGGAGCUGGAAGCCGAGCGAGCCAUAAGGGCCAAGGUGGAGAAGCAGCGCGCAGACCUCAGCAGGGAGCUCGACGACCUCACCGACAGGCUGGAAGAGGCCGGUGGUGCGACCGCUUCCCAGGUGGAAAUGAACAAGAAGCACGAGACGGAGCUUCUGAGGCUGCGGCGCCAGCUGGAAGACGCGUCCCUUCAAUCCGAGGCCGUGGCUGCAGCGCUGCGCAAAAAACACGCGGACGCCCUGGUGGAGAUGACGGAGCAGUACGAGAGCCUGCAGCGGGUGCGCGCCAAGCUGGAGAAGGACAAGCAGAACAUGAAGCUGGAAAUCGAGGACCUGGCGGCUACUGUGGAGAACCUGCAGAAAUCCAAGGUUUCGAGUGACCUACAGAUCCAUAAAUUGGAGACCUUGCUGGCCGAAUCCAAUUCCAGGAAUGAGGAGCUCCAGAAGGCCCUUUCGGAAGUGAACUUGUCCAAAACCAGACUGACAGGUGAAAAUAACGACCUGAGUCGGCAGUUGGAAGAAAUUGAAAACCGGGCCUGCAAAAGCAUGCGAACAAAGACCCUGCUGGGGGCUCAGAAUGAAGAUCUGAAGAAGCUGCUGGAAGAAGAAAUUAAAACGAGGGCCACGCUGGGAAACAGCUUUGCAACCAUGAAACACGACUGUGAGCUUCUGAAGGAGCAGCUGGAAGAGGAGCAAGAGGGCAAACUGGAGCUGCAGAGGCUGGUGUCCAAGCUCAACAGCGACGUGACCCACUGGCGGAGCCGCUAUGAGGCGGACGCGAUUCAGCGCACGGACGAGCUGGAGGAGGCCAAGAAAAAGUUGUCAUCGAGACUCCAGGAGGCAGAAGAGGCGGUCGACGUCGCUCAGGCAAAAUGUUCAAGUUUGGAAAAAACGAAGCAGCGGCUGCAGGGAGAGGUGGAGGAUCUGUGCAUCGAUCUGGAGAAGGCAAACGCUUCUGCCACCUCCUUGGACAAGAAGCAGCGGCUGAUGGAGAAGCAGCUGUCCGACUGGCGGCAGAAGUGCGAGGACGUCCUGGUGGAGCUGGAUGGCUGUCAGAAGGAAUGCCGGCAACUCGCCACUGACCUGUUUAAGGUCAAAACGGCCUACGAAGAGGCAGUCGAGCAAAUGGAGAUGUUGAAGAGGGAGAACAAGACACUGCAAGAGGAAAUCACGGAUUUAACAGAUCAGCUUGGCGAAGGAGGGAAAAGCAUGCACGAGCUUCAGAAAUCCAAGAAGAAGCUGGAGAUGGAGAAGGAGGAACUGCAGGCGGCACUGGAGGAGUCGGAGGCAGCUCUGGAGGCCGAAGAGACCAAGGUAGUGCGCCUGCAGCUGGAACUGACACAGGCCAAGACGGAUGUUGACCGCAGGAUCCAAGAGAAGGAAGAGGAGUUUGAAGCUACGAGAAAGAACCACCAACGAGCCCUGGAGUCUGCCCAGGCUAGCCUAGACGUGGAGGUCAAAGGGCGCACCGAGGCGGUCCGAAUCCGCAAGAAGUUGGAAGGGGACAUCAAUGAGCUGGAGCUGCAGCUGGACUUCGCCAACAAAAAUAACGGCGAGCUACUGAAGACCACCAAGAAGAUGCAGCAGCAGAUUAAGGACAUGCAGACGCAGAUAGAAGAGGAGGCCCGUCAGCAAGAGGAGCUACGGGAGCAGUACGGUCUGAUGGAGCGCCGCUGUGGGCUUCUCACCACCGAAAUCGAGGAGAUCAGAACGGGUUUGGACGCAGCUGAGCGGUCCCGUAAGAUGCUUGAGCAAGAAAUGAUCGAGACCACCGAAAAGAGCAGCGAAGUAAAUAGCCAGUUCCAGGUGGUCACCAGCGUAAAGCGGAAGUUGGAAGCGGACCUUCAGCAGAUGAGCACCGAGCAUGAAGAGCUUCUUGGGGAGCUGCGGGUGUCUGAAGAGAAGGCCAAGAAGGCUGUGGCUGAGGCUGUGCGGAUAUCGGAAGAGCUGCGCCACGAACAAGACCACACUCUGCACCUGGAGAGGGUCAAGAAAGGGCUGGAGGCGCAGGUCAAGGAGCUGAGUGCCAGGCUGGAGGAGGCCGAGCAGUCCACUUUGAAGGGGGGCAAGAAGACGAUUCAGAAACUUGAAGGACGGGUGAAGGAGAUCGAGGUGGAGUUGGACGCGGAGCAGAAGCGGCAUGGAGAGAGCGUGAAGACCCUCCGCAAGAACGAGCGGCGUCUCAAGGAGCUGGUCUUCCAGGCGGAGGAAGACCAGAAGAACCAACACCGCAUGCAGGAGCUGGUGGAGAGGCUGCAGAACAAGCUGAAGGCCUACAAGAGACAAGUGGAGGAAGCCGAGGAACAGGCCAACGUGAACCUGGUGAAGUAUCGCAAGACGGUCCACGAGCUGGAUGACGCCGAGGAAAGGGCAGACAUCGCCGAGGCGGCGCUCACGAAAAUCCGAACCAAGAACCGGGCGAGCUUUGGGAAAGGCUACUCCUCGGGCUACAGCACCCCAUUCACCGGCACCAUCAGGUCUCCAAGUUCUGCGGGAUCCGAAGGUCGAGGUGAAAAACUAAUUGGUGACGAAGACACGGCCUCCCUCAUUCCUGCGUAUCUCAAUUCACUUAAGAAGCUGAUGAUUGAUUAGGAGGA